This is a messenger RNA of Fonsecaea nubica, 1563 nucleotides long. RefSeq lists its product as hypothetical. The record is from RefSeq and is a predicted model, not a curated record. Gene Ontology annotation, cellular component: membrane. The coding region runs from base 1 to 1563 and encodes 520 amino acids. The transcript is spliced from 4 exons. Gene Ontology annotation, biological process: transmembrane transport; carbohydrate transport. Gene Ontology annotation, molecular function: carbohydrate:proton symporter activity. NCBI's taxonomy places the organism in Eukaryota, Fungi, Ascomycota, Eurotiomycetes, Chaetothyriales, Herpotrichiellaceae.
AUGACGGUUCCAAAGGAAGAAUUGUCACCACAUCAUGACGAGCAUCUCAUGCAUCAUAGCAAAGCCCGGGAGAGAUUUAGUUUCUACAACUAUGGCAUCGUCGUCUGCGUCUCGUGCACCUCGCUGGCCACGGGCAUGGUCAACGGCAUGAUCAACACGACGCUGGGCCAGCCGAGCUUUCUCGUCUACUUUGGGUUCCUGGAGCAGACAAAAUCCAACACGCCGUUGAUCGGGGCGAUUCUCGGCGUCUUCUUCGCGUGCGCCCUGUUCGGCUGUGCCUGGGCUAGCUACGCGUCCGACAAGAUCGGGCGCAAAAAGACGGUGCUCAUCUCGGCCAUCAUCUCCAUUGUCAGCACGGCUCUUGUGGCUGGAAGCGUCCAUAUUGCCAUGUUGAUCAUUUUCAGGGGCUGCUCUGGAUUUGCGUCCGGAGCAUAUAUGUCGGUAGGAUCACUGCUCCAAACCGAGCUCGCGCCGCCUCGGUAUCGAGGCCUCAUGGUGGGCCUUGUCGCAGUCAUGAUCUCUCUCGGCUAUGUGUUCGCCAACUGGCUCGGUGUGGCCUUUUACUUUGUGCAGGCCAGCGGCGUCCAGUGGCGAAUCCCAUUUGCCAUCUGCACUGUCCCAUCGUUCCUGACCAUUUUCCUCCUGCCUCUGAUUCCGGAAUCGCCCAGAUGGUUGGUGAUGCAGGAUCGCACCGACGAAGCUCGCGCGGUCAUCUCCAAACUGCACGGCCAUCAUGACGACGCGGGCCACGAGUUCGCGGAACUCGAAGUCAAGCAGAUGGUGGACCAGAUCUCGUUUGAACAUCGAAAUGCAAUGGGUUGGUGGGAGUUGAUCAUGUCGAAACGGUACCGCAGGCGCUUUAUCCUCACCAUCAUCACCCAGUCCAUGAGUCAGUCCGCUGGUAUCGUGGUUAUCGCCAGCUAUGGUCCGACCAUCUACGCCAGCCUUGGAUUCAACACCGUGGGUCAGCUGUGCAUCACUGCAGGCUAUGUGACCUUUGGAGCCUUGACUGCGAUCCUCGGAACCCUGCUCAUCGAUCGCGUGGGUCGUGUACCACUGCUCGCCAUCGGAACGGCCAUUCAGAUUGCGCUGAUUGUGGUGGUCACUCCCCUGAUCGCCAAAUACGCGGGAACCUCGCAUGAAGCACCCCAGCAGGCCGUCGUGGCCAUGUUCUAUAUCUUCGAAUUGGGAUACUGCAUGUUCGCCGAAGGUGCAAGCUACACUUAUGUUUCCGAGAUGUGGCCGGCUCAUCUCAGGGCCAAGGGUUCGGCUCUCGGAGUGGCGAGCAUCUACUUCAUCGACACCAUCUACGUCGAAGCGUCCCUCUAUGCCUUUGUGUCGAUCGGAUGGAAAUUCUACCUCGUCUUCAUCGCCGUGGGCGUCGCUUCGCUGGCCGUGUUUCUCUGGUUGGCCAAGGAAACCAAAGGCAAACCGCUGGAAGAGAUUGCCGGGCUAUUCGGCGACGAAGUCGCGGCUGAGACUUUGGAAAAUCUUGUCAUUGCGCAUGAUGCCGAAGUCGAAGAGACGAAAGAGGUUCCCAAGGUUAGCAAGCUGCGUGACUAA